AUGGAAAACUCAGAUUCUAGCGAUCAAGGAAAUGACCAAUCUGCAGCACAGCGCAGAAGGCAAAUGGAUCCAUUGGAUCGGGAAGAAGCUUUCUAUCGAUUUGUAAAUAAUCUGAGCGGAGAAGACUAUCGACUUAUGAGAGACAACAAUUUGCCAAGCACCGCAAGUCAAAGUACUGAGGAGGAGCUUCUCAGAGGACUACAGCAAAUUAAAGAGGGGCCACCACCACCACCCCCGCCACAGAGCUCAGAAGAAAAUAGACGUGGAGUCUCUUCAGAUGACCUGUCCAAUGGUGAGUCCAUAACAGAUUGGCCUAACUCUGUCAGCCAGACUGGCAAUACAACAAGAAGUGGUCAGAGAGGAAAUCAGUCCUGGAGGGCAGUGAGCCAGACUAACCCAAACAGUGGUGAUUUCAGAUUCAGUUUAGAGACAAAUGUCAACCGUAAUAAUGGAAGCCAAACCCCAGAGAAUGAAAAUAAAACAUCUGCUACUCGUCUUAAUGUAGAAAACAUGGACAGCAGCAGUCAAAGGCAAAUGGUAAAUUCAGCAUCUGACACAUCAUCUGCCAGAAUACCUAGUUCAGAAUGCAGUUCUGCUGAAGCAUUAACAGAAGUGCCAUCCACCAGAGGUCGGAGGAGGGAAAGAAGCCGGAAACCCGAACACCAGAGAAGAACCAGAGCCAGAGCUGAGAGAAGUAGGUCCUCUCUGCACCCAGCAAAUGCAAUUCCACGAAGAUCUCAUCAUAGCAUCUCAUCUCAGACUUUUGAGCACCCUUUGGUAAACGAGAUCGAGGGAAGUUCUAGGGCCCCUCGCCUUGGGACUUUGAGACAGCACAUAACUGGACCUGAGUUGCUAGGUAGAGGUCCUUGUGCGGCUUCUGGGUCAAGAAAUUCUGCAGCUCAAGGGACAAGUUAUUCAGACACGGAUACCAAUGGUGAAGCGGCAGGAUCUGGUCAAAGACCUCCAACCAGAGACCUUCAAGUCAGAAGGGGUCUGCUGGGAGAAUACCCGCAGAGAGAGAGCAUAGCUAGCAGAACUCGGUCAAGGUCUCAGACCCCAAACAACACAGUCACUUCUGAAAGAGAAGAUGGAGGUUUUAUACGCACCUUUACACUUUUGGGACGUGCAGCUGGGAGAACCUAUGUGAGUAGAGACGGGUUUUCCACUCUUACAAUCUUCGAUCCUGGAUCAAGGGAAACUACAACUGUUCCGAUUCAAACCAGGCUAAGGCAGAGAUCGACAAGUUUGGGUGAGCUUCCAUGGAGUGGAAGACCUUCCGAUGGUUACAGUUCAGAAACUCUCUCAGCGAUGUUUGAAGGAGGAGAUCGAACAAGAAAGGAAAGCUCUGCUUUCGUGGUGGUGGCAGUUUCUCUAAAGGGUAUGCUUUCUUGGGUGAAAACAGGGGAGGAGAAGAGUUCUUGCUUUCAGAGAAAGGGAGGGCUGGGCGGAACCAUUCCUGGUUACUACAGGGGAGGCAGCAUUGCGGUUGUCAUAGAAACCGGGGGUCAUUAUGGCGACCAUUUUCAAAUGGCGACAGGGCGAUGUCCUGGAAACGAGCAUUCAGUUCCUGGUGUUUGGACUGAGUUGAGCUUAUGGGUUCCCGGAGGUGAGCACCAGAAUCUUCCUGAGGGUUGGGAGGCAGAUGCAGGGAUUCCACUACCUCGGGGUUUGCAGCCUGUGUAUCUCCGGAAGGAGAGAGACUUGGGGCCAUUCUGCCUCCUCCUGUGCUGUUCUGUACCCGGGAGUGCUGGAGCCAUUGUCCAGGCAGGGAGUUGUGGGAGAGUGAGCAGGAGGGAGAUGGGGCAGAAUGAGCAGGCUGUGAUCCCGGCUUCCCUCUCUGUGAAAAGGGCAUGA
Arvicola amphibius (Eurasian water vole) is the source of this 1854-nucleotide messenger RNA. Its product is annotated as E3 ubiquitin-protein ligase RLIM-like. The transcript has 2 exons. The coding region runs from base 1 to 1854 and encodes 617 amino acids. NCBI's taxonomy places the organism in Eukaryota, Metazoa, Chordata, Mammalia, Rodentia, Cricetidae. The record is from RefSeq and is a predicted model, not a curated record.